Molecule: messenger RNA, 3528 nt
Organism: Python bivittatus (Burmese python)
Lineage: Eukaryota; Metazoa; Chordata; Lepidosauria; Squamata; Pythonidae
Source: RefSeq, a predicted model, not a curated record
GUAGUAAAGAACCGAGUGAAGGCCCAUCAUGGCCAUGCUGUAGAAAUUGGGGGGAAAACCCUGGAGAUAAGAAUUUUGCCAGAUUCGGAGAUGACCGUGAUUGAUGCUGAAGAAACAGUGUUUCCAAACAAGUUGAUAUGCUCAGUUUCAACUUCGCUUUCUUCUUCAAACUCUUUGCCUCUUCAGAAUGAUUUUAAAAGCAAGCAAAAGGAAAUAUGUGCAGCUGAUAAUAAAAGUGUUACAAAAAAGAUAUUUCUUGAGGUAUCUGCCACCCUGAAUACUGACUUGCUCACUCUAGAGGAGAGAAAUCAGGUGACUGCUGUAUGUCCCACCUUAAAAAUAGAGAGAUGCUCAAAUCAUCUUAGUGUUGAAAAGGUGGUGGGAGAUUAUGAGGAUAUUGAAAUGUUACACCGUCAUUUUGAGAAACUCCUUGGAGACCAUCGUAGCAGUGAAUUUUCACAGCCUAAAAAGCAGGACAAUUGGAGCGAAGGAAAGGGAGACCGCAACAGAAAAUAUAGGGAUGAUUUAGAAGAACUGGCCAGCAUGGAAGUUCCUUCAGGUAUCUUUGAAUAUUUUAGACAAGCCUACAAGGAACAAAUUGAAGAACUAGAGGAGAAGUUCAGUGUGAAGCUAACCACAAACAACAGUGAGAAUGGAAUGACUUCUGUCUGGUUUGCUUCAAUGGGAAACCCAGAUUCUAUGAAGAAAGCUCAGCAGGAUUUUGUCUCGCUUUUCCAGAAAGUAGCAGGAGAUCUAAAACAGGAAAUAGUUCCUUUCAUUGAGAGCCAUGCAUGUGAGAUGAUAAAAAGCAAAUGCAAAAAUAUUAUUAUUAAAAAACACAAGGAUACAGUUGUUCUUCAAGGCCCCGCAAAGGAAGUUUCAGCUGCAAAGGCAUUGUUAGAAGAAAUGGCAGCAAAGAACUGGAGUAAAAAAAAUGAUCCCCACUUACAGAGAACUGGCAUUGAAGUUGCCUCUGCCGUAUUUGAAUUUCUGAAAACAAAGUUAAGUCAAGAAAUUGCAUUGAUAAACCAUAAAUAUUGUACUAGAAUGGAGGUAAGAAGCUGUCGUGAUGGUCAGUUAACAUGUAUCAUUUUUAUGCCCCAGUCACAUGCAUCUUCGGAUCAGUCUUCACAUGCUUAUGAGCAUUUCCAGUUUAUAUAUCUGAAGAUUUUAGAACAGCCAUGUAAAAAAGAAAUUCCCUUGAAACUUAAGGCAGAUGGGAAAAGAAAGCUGAAGGAUUUAUUUCCAUCUUUCCAAAAUGAAUAUCCCACAGUACAACUGUCUCAACAUGAAAAUUCCCUGAUCCUUUCUGGUCUUCCUGAACAUGUAUGUUCUGCUGAGAAGCACAUCAUGAAGUCUCUGAAUAUUGAGGAAUCUGUAGCUGUAAAUAGUGAAGCAACAGCCAUUGCUAGUUCCAGUGUUGACGUUGCUGCAGGUGCAUCUUUUGAGACACAAAGUCAUUACAAAAAGCAGCAAAGUCCUUCUCAGGAGCAGCCAAUAGUGAAGGCAACAGAAGUCAAACCAGAAGAGGAGUGUUCCAUCUGCCUGUCUAAAAUCCAACAGAAAGAAGUGCUACCCAAAUGCAAACACGCAUUUUGUGCAGGCUGCAUAAGAGAGGCAAGGAAACACAAACCAGUCUGCCCCGUGUGCAAUCACGUCUAUGGGAAGGUAAAAGGAAAUCAGCCCCCAGGGACGAUGGACAUCGUCAAAGCUAAAUUUUCCCUUCCUGGUUAUCAGGACUUUGGAACCAUCAUUAUUACUUACAGUAUACCUGAUGGCGUUCAGACAGAAGGCCAUCCUCACCCAGGGAGACGUUAUUUCGGAACGUGCCGUAAAGCAUACUUACCUGACAACAAGGAAGGAAGAGAAAUUUUGAAGCUGCUGCAACGGGCCUUUGACCAAGAUUUGAUUUUCACAGUGGGCCAGUCACGAACAACUGGUAUGACUGAUGUCAUUACCUGGAAUGACAUUCAUCACAAAACUUGUAUGUCUGGAGGACAAAGAAAUUUUGGUUACCCUGAUCCUCAUUAUCUGAAACGGGUUAGAGAAGAGCUGAAGGCAAAAGGAAUUGAAUAAGCAUUUUUAUGUCUGCCAGCAAUCCAGAGUUUCUAGCUUGUCUAAAUAUAUAUCAUUUUAAGUUAGCACAUGGUGGUGGAGGAAGAUUAAUUAUUAUUAAGGAUUAGCUUCGGCAGAAUUCCUUAUUAUCUAGUAUAAAGUGAUGAAAUUCAGAAUAUUUGUUGAAUUAAUGGUGUUACAUUUAGGAUUACAGAUGCAAGGUCAAAUAAUUAAUGCUUUUGACUGAAGCUGCAAUCCAAAAAUAUUACAUAGAACCAAACUGUAUUAAUUUCUUCACUGCAGUUGUGUUACUGUCAAAGGACCCUAGAUAUGAGUAGAUGCAUAGUGAGCCUCUAUGAUUACAACGUUUGACAUCUUUUUGAAUCCCAGCUGGUAAUUUCCCUUUGCAAGAUUCCUGUCUGUGCCCUUGGCGUGUUACGAAUCUUCAGAAUUAAAAGAGAACUGUUGUAUUUUACAUGACAAUCUGGUAUCCCUAAUCUGGUAAAACAAUCUUAAAGCAGGAUAGUGGCUGAGAAGAAUUUGACAUUGUUGAUGCUUCGUACCCAGUCGGAUGAGAUUCCCCUACGUCGCCCCAUUGAUUUCCCAUUGCCUAUUCCAAGACAUGAUCUAGACAGCGGAAGUAACUAUGAUCCUACCAAACUGAGGAAGGAUGCUUGCUUGCUGGGAUGUCUCAUGCUUCAAAGACUUUUGCAUAUUCUUAGUAGAUUGUUACUUUUAUGCCCCAAUUUCAGUAAAACAUAGGAGCCUGUAUUCUGCUGCUAGGACACUUUCUGUAAAAAUAUUGUAGAACUAUAUCACUGUCUUCUUCCCAUUUUUAAUGCAAUUUCUUUACUGCCCUCUCCUUUCAGUGGCUGAAAAGUAAUAGUGUAUUUACCUCCAAGGAGAUGGGCACUGAAUUUAAGAUGGCACCCUGCCUCCCCCACGGGGAAGAAUAGGCAAUAAAUGAAAGGGCAGGUGAAAAUCUUGGCCAGUGCCUUGCUUCUCUACUUUGUCAACUUAAGGUUGCCGAUUGCAGCUGUAACCGAUCUUGGAGAUUCCCCCCCUCCCCCGUGGGUACCUCCCAGAAACCACAUUCCAAAAUAGAGUAGGCUCAGGAGAAAAUGAAUCAAUAAUUGAAAUAGUAACCAUUAAAAUUAAUUUCAUAUAAAAUACUAGUUUCUAAAACUCUAUCUACUAAACUUUCUCACACUAGCCCGUUGUUUUCAGUGGCAUUUUCUAAUCCAAGACAAUUCCCCUUCCUUAUUCACAGGUCUUUAUUUGGGAGAAACAAUGCAUUUUUUUUUAUUUUGGGCAGCCUUUUCUUUCCAGAGAGCAGUGGCUUGAAAGCAUAAUCGUUGAUUUCCACAUGGUAUACCAUUCAUUUGCUUUGUUUCAGCCAGUAUGUGUUGGAAGAGAAGUGUUCCAUGGCCAAUUGUGAAAUAUUACUUAGAACCAAUAAAAACCUUAUUCUAA